UCUGCUCCUGUCAUAUUGAUGUAGGUACUAUGUAUAGGUAUGUAUAACGAAGGGUGCGAGGGCACGUGCCGCCCUCGGCCUUGACGACAAGCUCCUCGAACUAUGUAUAUUUAUAUAGACACGAAGUACACCUGUAUGCGAGGUCCUUCGUCCUAUAGCCGCGCAGAAUAUUCCACACGCCCCGUCGUGCCCCUCGCGUACAGCGCAUGUGCACCACUUUGACAGCCCGACCGUGCCAACACGUCCCAAUUAUUUCCCUCAGUUCGCUUUAUUGUCGCAUUAUAUCGAAGGAAUAUAUUCGUCGAAUGUUUGAGAGGAGCGUGACUGGCAGUGCGAGCGAGGGCGCGGGAGCUGGGCGCGCAGCGAUGCGGCCCGCGGGCUCGCAGUGAGCCAGGAUGGUGGCCAACAUCGGCGUCAUCAACCCGACUAAUGUGGAGGCGACUGCGUACAUAAGCGCGGUCGCGGCGUUCGCCGUGGUGGUGCUGGUGGUGCUGCUGUUCCUGGGCCGGCGCUGGUGCUACGCCGCGGUCUUCAGCCGCAAGUGCUGCGAUGACAUCCUCGCCGUGAACCCGCGCCAGGCCGCCCCCUGCCUGCCCCUCGACAAUGCUCAGUUUGAUGCUUUGUCGAAACCGAACCAUUACCCCGAACGAAUAUUCACGUUCGAGGCGUCCGACUCGGAUGAAGAGCUGCGUUUGCGCAUCCAACAGGAUAAGGAGGAGGUGGAAUGCCACUACGAAGAAAAGAACGAGAACGCGGCAGCCGCGAAGCUCGACGUGGAACUGGUAGAGACCAAGCUGAGGGAAACCAGUCUUCGGGAGACCACGCUCCGAGAGACCAGGAUCGAUGAAGUGGUGCCGAAGAGGACCGAGUAUAUUCAUACGUUGGAGGCUCAGAGCAGUGUUGAUAGCGAUGUUAUUGCUCAUAAUGACACGUCCCUCCUCUGUGGCGAGAGCAGCAGUUCCCAAGAGCGCGGCUCGCUAGAGCUGACGUUGCUGUACGAUGCUCCGGUGCGCAGCAUGACGGUGCACAUACUGCAGGCCAGGUCACUGCCGCAGAGGAGUCAAGGACAGAUACUGCAGAGCCAGGUUCGCGUAGUGCUUUUGCCGUUGAAAAAGCAAAAAUACAAGUCGAAAAUACGAAAUGGCGAAAAUCCACAAUAUAUGGAGAGCUUCGUGUUUCAUAAAAUUAAUCCAGAGGAUGUCCACGGCCUCGGUCUUCGCAUCCGCAUCUAUGGGUGCGAGCGCAUGCGUCGUCAGCGUCUACUGGGCGAGGCAGCCGUCAGCUUCGCGACCCUCAACCUGGAGCUGGAGAACAGCUUGUGGAUGCAGCUGAUGCCCAGGCAACAUCAUCAGCCUAGCUUGCAGGUUAAUAAGCUCCCAAAACUCGAGCUGAACCACUCCAUGACCGGAGUCCUGGCCAGCCCGUCUUCCAUAGCGACGGUGACCACGCCGGGGGCAGGCGGGCCCGGGGGCGAAGCCUGUAGCCUGGCCCGGUCAGACUCCGCGUCUUCGUGUUGCAGUGCUAGGUCAGCACCAGAACUGCUGUUGGGCUUGCAGUAUAAUUCUACUACAGGACAUCUUUCUGUGGAGGUAAUAAAAGGCACCCACUUCCGCAAGCUGUCCCCCAACAAGGCUCCGGACACGUACGUGAAGCUGUGCCUCAUCAGCUCGCUCGGCAUGGAGAUGGGACGCUGCAAGUCCACCACGCGCCGCGCGCAGUCCAACCCGCUGUACAAGGAGCUGUUUAUAUUCCAGGUAGCUCUAUUCCAACUGACGGAGGUGACUCUGAUGGUGUCGGUAUGGUGGCGGCGCAGCGUGAAGCGCAACGAGAUGGUGGGCUGGUUCUCGCUGGGGCACAGCCCCUCCGGACGCGAGGAGGAGCGGCACUGGCAGGAGCUGUGCGAACGACAGGGGGAACAGGUUCAGCGCUGGCACGUGCUGCUGGACUCCUGACGCUCGGUGACGUAGCGCGUGGCGGCCGCCCACGCCUGAGCUCUGCCUGACCGGGGACCCCCCCCACCCCGCGCCGCCGCCCCCACCCCCCCGUGCCCGGUGCGUGUUCGCUUUCGUUGUUAGCACGAGGACAGCUUGCGUCGGCGGCGCCGGACCGCUCACCACAUGAGUGGUACCAGCGAGUAUUCAAUCUCAAGUAAUUUCUCAAAUAUAUUAAAAGCUUAUAUUAUUAUAUUACGCAUAUUAAGUAUAUUGAACGGGAAUUGUAAUGUCGAAUACGGUAUAUUGUUUCACGGGAACCUGUUUCUGCAAAUACUUGUUUUCGAAAACGUUUUAGAAAUUAAUUUUCUUCUGUAUUUGAAAGUUUGAAGGUUACCGUUUUGUAGUAUUUAUAAUGAUGAUGAAGACUUGGAGCGCACAAUACUUGUGAGAUAGAAUAAUGAUACUAGAAAGGAUAUUUAUUGAAUAUUCAUAUAUUAUAUACCUUAAUGUACAGACGUUUACUCUAGUAUAUCUUGAAUAUACUCUUCAUAAAAAUGUUACUGUAAGGAUGCAAACAAUUUUGUAACUGGUUCGAAUACAUAUUCAUUCAUAGAUCGGAUUCAUAAUGUGUCAUGUAGGUAUGUAUUACCAGGAACGAGUUUAUUACCAGGCACACGGUGAAUACCUCCUUGUAAUUUUAUACACAAAGAACGAACUGAAAGAACAUUGAUUCGUUCGUGAUCUGGUAUGGAGUGAUACACCGUAAGUUUAUAAAAUAGUUCGCAGUACAUUAAUCACAAUCCAUAUAAUUCCAAUCACUCAUUAAUACACUCAAAAUAUAUGAAAAGUUUACGUAUAAAAUAGCUUUUGCAUUUUUCAAGAGAAAAAAUACAUUAUUAAAUUAAAUUCGUUUCAGUACUUCUGCAAUAAUACCAAUUAAUAUUUCUAAUAGGAGGAUACUUUUAAAUAAAUGUGGACUUUAAUGUUUUUUCAAAGAUAUUAUGUACGUAGUUACCUUUAUUACGAAUCUAUUUUACUUAUAAUAUUGAAUUAUAAAUUGUUAUAUGUCAUCGCUGAUAUAAUUAAGAUUUUAUAUAUAUUAUGUAAAUCCUAUAAAAUUAUUUGAAAUAGACAAUGUCAAUUUAAGACGAACGCACUAAAUAUUUACAAAAUCUAUACAAGUAUAUAUGAAGACAUUUUUACUUAUAAAAUAAUUAUUUGAAUAGAAAUUAGAAUACGAAUAUACUUAUAUCUCGAAAUUAUACAUUUCAUACAAAAUAAAUAAAUUGCCUGCAUGCCUAACGUUGUAUUAUAAAGUGUAUAAUAAAUAGUUGUAGGCAAAGAGACGAAAUAUUAGCUUAAAUGCGGAACAAGUAGAUAUGAUAUGAAAAUAUAUAAUAACACCAGUGUAGAGAGUCGAGAAUUGUCUAUGAAGGUGAGAUUGAAAAAUCUUUAUUGUAGAAAUACUUUGUCUAUGAUGACUUGGAAAAGAAUGAUUAUUGUUGUAAUAUUAGCGUUUUAUAUAUUAGGGGAACCUAUUUGCCUGCAACUGUAAAUCUAUAAUUUUUCUGAAGUCUGUAUAUUAUAUGAUUAUGAUUUCAGCAGUUUGGGCACAGCUUAAAAAUAUGAUUUAAAUAAAAAAUGUUUUAUAGAA
Molecule: messenger RNA, 3588 nt
Organism: Helicoverpa armigera (cotton bollworm)
Lineage: Eukaryota; Metazoa; Arthropoda; Insecta; Lepidoptera; Noctuidae
Gene: Syt14
Product: Synaptotagmin 14
Exons: 11
Coding region: 396-1952 (518 amino acids)
Molecular function (GO): phospholipid binding
Source: RefSeq, a predicted model, not a curated record